UUAUUUGCUCUUUCACACUGAAAUUUUUAAUAUUUAGCUCUUUUUAUUUCAAUCACCCUCCCUUCGUCAAACCCAAUAAAUCUAAUAAAAAUCCAUCGCCAUCCUCUACUAGUUGACUUCAAACCCCGUUGAUGUUGAUCUCUCUUGCCAACAAUCUCAAAUUCCUUCAACUAAUCUCUUCACACAGACAAGCCAGAUUUAAAUUCGAAAAUAACCAGUUAGUCUCCCCCCACUCGCCAUUAAUUUAUUCGUCAUCAUCACCGAUAAAAAGUCCAUGGCUUUCAGAGCGAGACGUUGUUUCUGAUGAUGGGUUCCCUCCUCUGUGCAACCCUCUUCCUUGUCUUCAUCCAAUGCUCGUAUUCCCUCCAAUUAUGCGCAGAUUCCAGGGCUCCUGCGAGCUUGAAAGCUCCUCUGGAGUUUUGCGGUUACAGUGGGAGUAGCUGCUGCAGCGGAAAAGAUGACUCUGCAAUCAAGAAGCAGUUUGAGGGCAUGAACGUCUCUGAUUCUGCCUGUGCUUCUCUUGUUCGAUCCAUUCUCUGUGCUAAAUGUGAUCCUUUUUCAGCGGAGCUAUUCACCAUCGAAUCCGAGCUCCGAACGGUUCCUGUUCUAUGCAACUCCACUUUGCCCGAAACUUCAUCCCAUUCUAAAGACACUACAAGAGAUUUCUGCGCACAACUCUGGGACACAUGCAAAGAUACAUCUAUGCUGAACUCCCCCUUUGCACCCUCACUACAGUUAAAUGCUAGGCUACCAAUUCCAUCUUCAAAGUUAACCGACUUUUGGCAAUCCGAGACUGAUUUCUGCCGAGCAUUUGGCGGUCCAUCAAAUGAUGAAUCAGUCUGUUUCAAUGGAAAAUCGGUUCUGUUCAAUACUACGCCAGAUUCUCCUUCACCUAAAGGAAUUUGCCUAGAGAGAAUUGGAAAUGGAUCUUACCUUUCGAUGUCUCCUCAUCCUGAUGGAUCUAAUCGGGUUUUCUUGGCUAAUCAAGCGGGUAAAAUAUGGUUGGCAACUCUUCCAGAAGAAGGUUCCAGAGAGUUUCUAGAGGUUGAUGAGUCGAGCCCGUUUCUUGAUUUAUCUGAUGAAGUUCUUGUUGAUACUGAGUUUGGGAUAAUGGGUGUAGCAUUUCAUCCUAAUUUUACAAAUAAUGGACGGUUCUUUGUUUCGUAUAAUUGUGAUAAAGUUCAAUCUCCAAGCUGCUCCGGGAAAUGCGCGUGCAAUUCUGAUGCAGGCUGUGAUCCUUCGAAGCUUGGUCCUAGCAGUAACGGAGUUCAACCAUGCCAAUAUCAAAGUGUUAUCUCAGAGUUUACCGCUAAUAGUUCAUCAUCCACACCUUCUAAGGCAACAUCUGCGAGCCCGUAUGAAGUAAGGCGCAUUUUCACGAUGGGUCUUCCAUUCACGAACAACCAUGGAGGACAACUUCUUUUCGGACCUGCGGAUGGAUAUUUAUACUUCAUGAUGGGGGAUGGAGGGAAUAAAGGGGACCCUCUUAAUUUUGCACAGAAUAAAAAGGCUUUGCUAGGAAAAAUCUUGCGCCUCGACAUAAAUAACAUGCCAAUUCAAAGCAAGAUAGAUGACCUCGGUCUUUGGGGAAACUAUUCGAUUCCUAAGGACAACCCGUCCGCUGAUGACAGUGAAUUGCAACCUGAGAUAUGGGCCCUCGGACUGAGAAAUCCAUGGCGUUGCAGUUUUGAUUCAGAACAACCUUCUUAUUUUUUCUGUGGAGAUACCGGCCAGGAUGGAUAUGAAGAAGUGGAUUUGAUCUCCAAGGGAGGAAAUUACGGGUGGCGUGUUUAUGAAGGCCCCAAUUUAUUUCAACCCUCUUCAACUCUUGGAGGCAAUACAUCUGCUGCCUCCAUUGAUGCUAUAUUUCCUGUUAUGGGUUAUCCCCAUUCUGCUUUGAAUAACAGUGUUGGAUCCGCCUCAGUGACCGGCGGUUAUGUCUACAGGUCCACCACAGAUCCAUGCAUGUUUGGAAGGUACGUAUACGCAGAUCUCUACGCCGGAGCAAUGUGGGUCGGUACCGAGAACCCAGAAAGUAGCGGAAAUUACAGCAGUACCAUGAUUCCUUUCAAAUGUUCGGAUAGUUCUCCGAUUCCUUGUGAUACCGACCCUGAAACUUCUCUCCCGUCUCUUGGCUACAUAUUCUCAUUUGGUGAAGAUAAUAACAAAGAUGUCUAUGUUCUGACCAGCAAAGGGGUAUAUAGAGUAGUUCGUCCAAGCCGCUGCAAUUUCACUUGUUCGAAAGAAUACAGUACACCCGGUAGCGGGAAUGCGCCACCUGGCGCUUCUUCAGCUGCACGAUACUUCGGUAAUCUGCAAGCAAUGACGAAGCUUUCAUUCGCAGCAGCGGUCCUCUCGUUUCUCCUUUUGAGCUCUUAAUUAGUUUCUGAAGAAAACUUGUGUAACUUUUUUGCAUGCAAACGGUUUUUGUUUGUGUCGGUUUCAUGAUGUUUUUUCCUGCUUCGGAAAUUUUGUUGUCGUGUUGGUGUGAUGGACAUAUUGUUCUUUGGAGUUAGUUUUGAAUGCGUUAUAAAAAAAAAAGAGCACAAGCUUUGUAAAUUCUU
This is a messenger RNA of Asparagus officinalis (garden asparagus), 2564 nucleotides long. Its product is annotated as HIPL1 protein-like. The transcript has 7 exons. Lineage: Eukaryota; Viridiplantae; Streptophyta; Magnoliopsida; Asparagales; Asparagaceae. The record is from RefSeq and is a predicted model, not a curated record. The coding region runs from base 304 to 2379 and encodes 691 amino acids.